UCAAAAUCGCCUAACGAUGAUGAAAUUUUUCGUGCGGAGAUGAGAUUACAUAGUAUUUGGUUUGGUGUUGUGUUGACCCCGCUAGCUUUUCCAUUAUUCGGCUGGUCUCUUCUAGAAAAAUGGCCCUUCUCUAUUCCGAUUGGUGCAAUGUAUCUUGGAGGAUUCGCAGUCCAUUGGGUGCUAAUCGUAAACUCAACUUAUCUAAUAGAUACAAAUCCCACCAAAAGUUCUUCGGCAAUAGCGUUAAAAAAUUUAACAAGCUUUCUACUCGGAGGAAUAAUAAUAGGGUUUGCUUCACCGAUAUACAAGCUGAUAAACAUAGGGUUGUUAUUUACCCUUGCCUCGGGUGUGAACGUAUUAUGCACCUCGUUGUUGGUGAUUGUGAUCUUCAAAGGUGAAAAAUGGCGGGAGGAGAGAGGGGAGGACAAAG
Messenger RNA from Acaulospora morrowiae, 430 nucleotides. Lineage: Eukaryota; Fungi; Glomeromycota; Glomeromycetes; Diversisporales; Acaulosporaceae. The record is from the annotation of a GenBank genome assembly.